Cyclocybe aegerita is the source of this 630-nucleotide messenger RNA. The record is from the annotation of a GenBank genome assembly. Lineage: Eukaryota; Fungi; Basidiomycota; Agaricomycetes; Agaricales; Hemipholiotaceae.
AUGGUCGGUCUACGUCAUUGGAAAGUGGAUGAUACAUGGAGACAAUUGCUCCUCAUGAUUUUACCACCACCCACACCCUAUCUUUCUAACAACUCUCUUCUCAGCCUGUUCAUCGAAAAUGCCGUACCCGUCGCGCUCGCUAUCAACAACACGAGAUUUUCGAUAUCGAACAUUAUGAUCACGAACUCGGGCUCGCAACGAUUCGACAUCUACGCUGGUCCAUUCACUAAGAACAACCAGCUGACAGCCUCUCCUGCUUCCCACUCCGAACAGUGCUGGUGCGAACGAGAGGAGGUCGUUGAUGGAAAAGACAGAAGAGGAAUUGUAUGGUCGCGGAUAUGUCGAUGCCGCAAGUGGUUGGAGGAGAUGGAUAUAUGGAAUAUCGGUUUUGAGAGGUAUGCAACCAGUAAUCUGACAAUGAGAUACGUCACGACUGACGCCUGCCUAGGCAUCGGAGACGACACAUUGCACACACCUGUCCCAUUCCACUUCACCCUGACUUCAUCGGCUCUGUGCCCCCAGCAGUUUCGAGGACACCCUCAUCGAUCUCGUCUUCGUCGACUUCAUCGAGACCCGACUCCUACAGAUCCUGAACACCGUCUAGAAGACGAAGACCUUUACCACUUCUGA